Molecule: messenger RNA, 1192 nt
Organism: Carica papaya (papaya)
Lineage: Eukaryota; Viridiplantae; Streptophyta; Magnoliopsida; Brassicales; Caricaceae
Product: senescence-specific cysteine protease SAG39-like
Biological process (GO): proteolysis
Molecular function (GO): cysteine-type peptidase activity
Source: RefSeq, a predicted model, not a curated record
UAUUGGAGUCACCAUAGUCUCUCAAUCCAAAAAUCCAUUAGACUAAGCUAAAGAGUCUUUGGUUUCUAGUAGAAUGGCAUUCAAAAUCCAGUGCCUGGUAUUGAUGUUGGUUUUGGCAGCUUGGGCUGGUCAGGCAACAUGUCGCAGCCUCCAAGAUUCAUCGAUGUAUGAAGAGCAUGAACAAUGGAUGGCUCAUUCUGGUCGGGUUUAUAAGGACGCCAAUGAGAAGGAGAAGCGGUUCCAGAUAUUCAAGGAGAAUGCUGCCCGUAUAAAAUUAUUUAACAAUGCCAAUGACAAGCCCUACAAGCUGGGCAUCAAUCAAUUUGCUGAUCUUACCAAUGAGGAGUUCAAGACUUCAAGAAAUAGAUUCAAGGCUCACAUGUGCUCCCCAAAGACCACUUCUUUCAAGUAUGAGAACUUUACUGCAGUACCAUCCUCCAUGGACUGGACAAAGAAGGGGGCUGUUACACCUGUUAAGGACCAAGGCCAAUGCGGAUGUUGUUGGGCAUUCUCAGCUGUGGCGGCCAUGGAAGGGAUCACUAAGCUUACCACUGGAAAACUAAUCUCCUUAUCGGAGCAAGAAUUGGUGGACUGCGACACCAAGGGGGAGGAUCAAGGCUGUAAUGGUGGUCUCAUGGACAAUGCAUUUCAGUUCAUUAAACAGAACAAGGGCCUCACAACUGAGACCAAUUACCCCUACAAAGGAGUAGAUGGCUCAUGCAACACAAAGCAGGCAGCCAACCAUGCAGCCAAGAUAACUAGCUAUGAAGACGUACCAGCCAACAGUGAGAAGGCGCUGAAAAAGGCGGUUGCUAACCAGCCAGUUUCAGUUGCCAUUGAUGCUGGUGGUUUCGAAUUCCAGUUUUACUCAGGUGGUGUUUUCACUGGACCUUGUGGGACUCAACUGGAUCAUGGAGUUACUGCAGUUGGCUAUGGAGUGGCUGAUGAUGGAAACAACUAUUGGUUGAUCAAGAACUCUUGGGGAGAUCAAUGGGGUGAGCAAGGCUACAUCAGGAUGCAGAGGGAUGUUGAUGCAAAAGAAGGGCUCUGUGGCAUAGCAAUGGAAGCUUCUUAUCCAACUGCAUGAACUUCAUUAAGCGCCUAUUAAAUCUUUUCAGCUGUCUUUGAUUAUGUGUCCUGCUUAUUUAGUAGCUAGAAAUCUUCCCAGGAAGAAGACUGUAAAGCUAUACAU